This is a messenger RNA of Corylus avellana, 1158 nucleotides long. Its product is annotated as ribosomal protein L29 family protein. NCBI's taxonomy places the organism in Eukaryota, Viridiplantae, Streptophyta, Magnoliopsida, Fagales, Betulaceae. Gene Ontology annotation, biological process: mitochondrial translation. Gene Ontology annotation, cellular component: mitochondrial large ribosomal subunit; mitochondrial ribosome. Gene Ontology annotation, molecular function: structural constituent of ribosome. The record is from RefSeq and is a predicted model, not a curated record.
GUGACCGAAAGAGCCAGCUCUCUAAAACGGUAAAACCCCAUUGCGCCCCAGAAACCCAAAACCCCAGCAAGGACAGCCGCUACGUUCAACGAAAAUUUCCCACACAAAGAAGCUGAUACUUGAAACACUGUCAACCCAUUUUCGGGUUAUUUCUGUUUUUGGUGCAUUUGAUGUGUGAAAAAAUGUAAGACAAAACAUAGGAGCCCAUCAGGCCUAGUUCGUGUCUUGGGUUGCCUAUAUAGGAUAAUAGCUGCGAGAAUCGGAUUGUGAGUAAAACUUCUACAGAAGAUUUGUUGGGAAGUGAGGAAUCGGAUUCCAUCUGAUCAAAAUCAUGUUUCUGUCAAGAAUUUUUGGGAGAACACUAUUUGCUGCAGCUAAAUCAGAAACUUCUACUGCCACAGCUGCGGCUGCUUCAGCAGCUAGGAACCCUCUGGAAGAGUUCUUUGAGGCAGAUAGAAGUGUAGAUGAUGACAAACCCGUUGUCUAUGGUCGAAGUUGGAAGGCUUCUGAACUGCGGCUGAAGUCAUGGGACGAUCUUAAUAAGCUAUGGUAUGUGUUGUUAAAGGAGAAAAACAUGCUUAUGACUCAACGCCAGAUGCUUCAUGCACAGAAUCUAAAAUUUCCUAAUCCAGAGCGCAUUCCCAAGGUGAGGAAGUCAAUGUGCCGUAUCAAGCAAGUUCUCACUGAGAGAGCAAUUGAAGAUCCAGAUCCCAGGAGAUCUGCUGAGAUGAAGAGGAUGAUAAAUUCUCUGUGAUGACUUCCAGCUUCUGUCAGUUCCCAAAACACCACCACUGGGAAUGUUGGUGGACUGCAGUAUGGCCUUAUUUUUCUGGGUGUAGGGCUGCAGCUUCUGGUAAUUCAGAGUAUCAUUGUUUCAGAGUAAAUUGACAAUUUGCAACCUAUUUGUGAAUUUACAGAUUACUUGCUUUUUGUCUCUCAUGUUAGUCUUAUUUGUAGUGUUGGCCACUGAGCACAUGAUUAACACAGCUUGUACUUGGUGAGGUGAGCGGUGGCUAUGUAGAACAUCAAUAUGUAUUUUGUUUGGCCCACAAUGUCUGAGUAUCCUAAUCUGUCUCUUGGUUUUCUUUUUGAACUUAUUUUCUAGUCUUAUGAGUUUUGCUAUUAGUGACAUGAUGAUAUGUUGGUGUUUGCUAGUCA